Molecule: messenger RNA, 1683 nt
Organism: Gaeumannomyces tritici R3-111a-1
Lineage: Eukaryota; Fungi; Ascomycota; Sordariomycetes; Magnaporthales; Magnaporthaceae
Exons: 9
Coding region: 1-1683 (560 amino acids)
Biological process (GO): amino acid transmembrane transport
Cellular component (GO): membrane
Molecular function (GO): L-amino acid transmembrane transporter activity
Source: RefSeq, a predicted model, not a curated record
AUGCAGGAGCUCACCAUAUACAGGGCCCCAGUGGCCUCUGUCGACUCGGCCGAUGCCCCUGGCGACGAUGUCAUGGGCAUAACCGCGAUCCAAAGCAUGACCGUCGCCGACCCGGCCGCCGGCAAAACCAGUGAUGAAUUCCGCGACUUCAUCAUCCCCGAAGACCGGAAACUGGGCAUCUUCUCAACAACGAUCCUGAUCAUCAACAGAGUCGUGGGAACGGGUCUUUACUCAACGCCGUCUGCCAUCAUUGCCCGGACAGAGAGCGUCGGCGCCACCCUUCUCUUCUGGGUUUUGGGUGGUCUCAUGACUUUUGCUAUCUUUGUGUAUCUCGAGUUUGGAACCGCACUCCCACGGUCUGGUGGAGAGAAGGUCUAUCUGGAGAGGGUGUAUCAAAAACCACGAUAUUUGGCCACCUGCAUUUUCGCUGUGCAGUUCGUCGUGUUUGCCGUGUCCACGGCAAACACAAUUAGCUUCGCCAACUAUGUCAUGAAGGCUGCCGCCUAUGAUCGCCCCUACUCUCCCGAAACGGACUGGCCUACACGUGGAGUUGCGCUCCUUGCCAUCACUCUUACGUGUCUCAUCCACGCAUUUGCCCCCAAGACGGGCAUCUGGCUCAGCAACAUCCUGGGCUGCCUGAAGCUUAUCAUCCUGAUGCUCGUUGUUUGCACCGGCUUCGCCGUUCUGUCGGGGAGGUCGGCGAGUCCGUCUCCUCACAAUUUCUCGACCUUCGACGGCCCCGGGGAGGUCAAGUCGCGCGGCGAAACGCAGAUCGCAGGCGGAUAUGCGUUGGCCCUGCUGCAAGUCCUAUACUCGUAUAGCGGUUGGGAGAAUGCAAACUACGUGCUGACAGAAGUCCGAGAUGCCCCCAAGACGCUGAAAAUCGCUGCGCCCCUGGCCGUGUCGAUUGUGACGGUGUUCUAUGUCAUGGCCAACAUUGCUUUUUUUGCCGCCAUGUCCAAGCAAGAAAUUGCAGAUGCCAGGGUCACCGUGGCCGCAUCUUUCUUUGAAGCGGCUUGGGGAAAGAGUGUGUUUGUGACUCGUGUUGUGCCUUUUUUCAUCGCAUUAUCCGCACUAGGGAAUAUCUUUGCCCAAACUUUUGCGAUGCCCCGAGUCAAACAAGAGCUUGCCAAAGAGGGCAUAAUCCCAUUUUCGAGGUUUUUCGCCAGCGACUGGCCUUUUAACGCACCCUCAGGGGCCAUCUUUCUGCACUGGCUCUUCUCGGUUAUUCUCAUCGUCGCGUUGAGCAUGCCAGACGCGUACACCUUCGUCACCAACAUCUUCGUCUACACGGGCAACUGGAUCAAGCUGCUCUUGGGCGUGGGUCUCCUCUACCUGAGGUUCAAGCCGAACUCGGGCUGGGCCGAACAGCGGACGACAUUCAGCAGCUACACGCCCAUGACUAUAUUCUGGAUCGUCUCGCUUCUCUACUCGCUGUCGGCCCCGUUCACCCCCAACGAUAUCUCGGGCAAGAUUAUCCCCUAUUGGGUGAUGCCAUCUCUGGGCGCGAGCAUGCUGGUGAUAGGGGUGGCCUACUGGCUGGUAUGGGCGAAUCUGCUUCCCAUGUUUGGGUACCAGAUACAGCACGAGGUUGUCCAAUUGCCAGACGGUAGCGAGAGAGUCAAAUAUGUGCAUGUUCCAUCAAAACGGCACCGAAGAUCAGCAUAUUCUACUGAUUCAUGA